This is a messenger RNA of Klebsormidium nitens, 2146 nucleotides long. The record is from the annotation of a GenBank genome assembly. Lineage: Eukaryota; Viridiplantae; Streptophyta; Klebsormidiophyceae; Klebsormidiales; Klebsormidiaceae.
GCUGCCUGCCGCCACACAGGCUGAUCGGAAGGAGCGCGCUGGGCCGUGGAUGAGUGCGCGCAACAGCUGCAUGGAUCUGAUCAGAGUGGCAUUCUUCUCAGCUGGACGCAGAAAUUGGAAGACGCAUGUUUGGCACCAAGUUAAAUAGGCGCAGUAACAUAGCUUGCAUGUUGCGCGCUUUCGCGCAGCAGAUUGCAAUCUCCAUCCGGUCCAAGAAAGAACUCUUUCUCAAGCUACAAGAUUGACUGAUAUUCAGGAUGUAAACCUAGUUUCUGGCAGAUUCGUGUGUUCUAGCCUUAUAGUAGCAAAAGCAGCCUCGCAUUGCGAGUCCACAUCAGCAGCAUGACCUCAGCGCCCGCGCAGCUGCCCCCAGUUAUGGCAGGGGGGCCAGGCAAUGCCAGCUACGAUGAGAACAGCGCCAGACAGGGGGAUGCUUUCAGCGAGCUGGGGGGACCGAUUCUCAAGCACGCUUUGGGCCAUUGGUUGCAGCUCAGAAGGGAGUUGAAAGCUGAGAGCAGUCAGCAAACUGUUUGCAUUGCUGACCUAGGAUCAGCAACUGGGAAGAAUGCUGUGGCGCAGAUGGAGCUGAUAAUGCAUUGGCUGGCUUUAGGAAGUGCGAAUGAGCCCCAGGAUGAGGGCAGCAACUUUUUAUGCACUUCAGAAAGGCUUCAGGGGGGAAGGGCUGAGAAGUUGGACGGUGAUGCAAAGUCAGUGGAAGAAGAAAGUCAGAUCCCAGAGAUUCCAAAGAUUCCGGAGAAUAGUGGACAAGAGGAGCCAGAGGCUUCUGCAAAGACCGCCGAGCAAAGAGAAGUCAACCAGAGUGGCAGGUCGACGGACGCGUCUCUGCUGAAAAACAUCGGCACCUCCGCUUUACAAACUUCUGAAAUGAAAGCCUCCAGGGGCGAUAGUCACUUUGACCCACAGAUGGUGCUAGCCUUCUUCUCAGACCUGCCAGACAAUGAUUGGGCCACUCUCAUGGGGCACAUUCACACCGCCAGCAAGCGACCAGAAAGUGGGGGGAUAACCGGGCUGCCCUGCCGAGUGGCAGCUGUUCCCGGGUCUUUCUACGAGCGGCUGUUCCCGGACGCAUUUCUGGACGUUGCCACCACUAGUUUUUCUUUGCAAUGGCUCUCAAGACUGCCACCUGAGGCGGAAGCCCCCGGGUGGAACCCCGGUCGCAUCUGGUGCUACAGAGACGCGCCGUUGCACGUUGCGGAAGCCUACCGCCGGCAGCGCGAGUCAGAUCUGCGACAGUUUUUGGAGCACAGAGCCGCGGAACUGCGACCUGGCGGCUUGCUGUGGGUCUUCAUGCCGUCGUGGGACGACACCACGGAGGGCUGUCGGAGUGACACGUUGGUGCGCGUACUAGAAGACGCGUGGCGAGAGCUAACGGAAGAAGGGGCUCUGGAGAGCCACGUCAUUGAUUGCUUCAACGUUCCGGCGUACUACCCAACCGUGCCGGGGGUUUGGCAAGCGGUGAACGAGAGCGAGGCGUUCGACAUCCACGCGCUGCAAUACGUACGUAGCAAGAGGGGAGCAGACGCCGACCAAUUGGCGGGUGGAAGUGAGCAAGGUCCCCGCCGGUCCUCUCCCCCUACCGCCAACCAGGUAUGGGCCGCGUUCCAGCCGCAGGUUUGUUGCCACAUGGGCACCGAACGGGCCAACCGGUUAUACGAGCGGAUCUGCGAUAACCUGGCUCAGGAGCCGGGGAGAUACCCGGGCGGCAUGACCGUGCUGUGCGCCGCCCUCUUUCGGAAGUGAGUGAGGUACUGGGCCAGCAUAAAUGAUCGGUGGGACGCUAGAACUUCCCCAACGAAUAAGUUCGUGACGGAGGAUUUGAAUCAGGGCGGAACGCAGUCGCCCGUGCUUCCAUUGCAAAAGGCGAUCAAGGGCACUCUGCUAAUUACGAGCUCGUCCGUGCAGAAAACGGUUUUCCGGGCCGGCACUUGGAACUGUGCCACAACAGGUUACCUCCUAAUCUUUCACCUGCAAAUCUAGAAAUACGCUCGCCCGGACCUGGUAGGACUGAGUUACUACGCUCACGCAGCCAGGCUGGGCAGGCCGGGCUCCGGCCGCUCCGUGUCAUGAGCACCGUUUUCUCGUAUGCAGUUGUUAAAAAGUAUAUACUGAAUGGUUGCCGAUGGAC